AUGAUCUGCUGGGCACUUUGGAAGUCUCGAAACAGGCUUGUUUGGGAGAAGAAGACUUCAGCUCCAACUCAAGUCAUUCAUUCAGCAUGGACUACACUUGACCACUGGCGUACUGCUCAAGAUAAAACUAGUUUAUUAUCAUUGUCACUCUUGCAACAUGAUAAUAACAUUGAGCGAUGGACUAAACCCGAUUCUGACACAGUCAAGUUAAAUGUUGAUGGAGCGUUAUUUGAGAGAGAAAGUGCCUAUGGUUUCGGCAUUGUUGCUCGAGAUUCGACGGGCCACAUUGUUGAUCUCCGAGCCACUUAUCAGGGAGGAAACUACCCAGCUGAGGUGGUUGAAGCUCUUGGCAUCAAAGAAGCUCUAAGUUGGUUGAAGGACAAAGGAUGGAAUAAAGUUGACAUGGAAACUGAUAGUAUGGUAACGGUGCAAGCAAUCUUUAGUAAUCAAAUUAUGUCCUCUACUUUUGGUUUGGUUAUUAGAGAUUGUAAGAGUUUAUUGUCAGCUUUAAAUAAUGUUAGUAUUCGUUUUGUAAGACGAUCAGCAAAUCGCGUUGCCCACUUUGUUGCUAGGCGAUCCCGAUUUUUCUCUGAUCGUAGCAUUCAUAGGAUUGAUUUUCCUGAUGAGCUUCUAGCUCUUAUGUAUGAUGAAUGCUAA
Cannabis sativa is the source of this 657-nucleotide messenger RNA. RefSeq lists its product as uncharacterized. The transcript has a single exon. Gene Ontology annotation, molecular function: RNA-DNA hybrid ribonuclease activity; nucleic acid binding. NCBI's taxonomy places the organism in Eukaryota, Viridiplantae, Streptophyta, Magnoliopsida, Rosales, Cannabaceae. The record is from RefSeq and is a predicted model, not a curated record. The coding region runs from base 1 to 657 and encodes 218 amino acids.